Corylus avellana is the source of this 831-nucleotide messenger RNA. Its product is annotated as HMG1/2-like protein. The record is from RefSeq and is a predicted model, not a curated record. NCBI's taxonomy places the organism in Eukaryota, Viridiplantae, Streptophyta, Magnoliopsida, Fagales, Betulaceae.
UUCGGCAUCUCAAGCCCCCUCACAAUCAAUCCCACUUAUCUCUCUCUUUCUCUCUCUCUCCGCGUUGAAACUCUAGCCCCAACCCUAACCCUAACCCUAGUUCGAGUUCACCAGACCUGUUCGCCAUGAAAGGAGCGAAAUCCAAGUCUGAGUCGAAGAGAGCUGAUGCCAAGCUUUCUGUGAAUAAGAAAGGCAGUGCUUCCACGAAAGCUGGAAAGGCACCAACUAAGAAGGGAAAGGCCACGAAGGACCCUAACAAGCCUAAAAGGCCCGCCAGUGCUUUCUUCGUUUUCAUGGAAGAGUUCAGGAAGCAGUUCAAUAAGGAUCACCCUGACAAUAAAUCAGUCUCUGCUGUUGGUAAAGCUGCUGGAGCUAAAUGGAAGUCAAUGUCUGAUGCUGAAAAGGCACCAUUCGUAGCUAAGGCAGAGAAAAGGAAGGUUGACUAUGAGAAGAACAUGAAAGCCUAUAACAAGAAGCAGGCUGAAGGUGCAAAUGCAGCCGAGGAUGAAGUGGAGUCGGAGAAGUCGAUGUCUGAGGUGAAUGAUGAGGAUGAAGGAGAUGAAGAUGGCAGUGAUGAGGAGGAUGAUGAUGAGUAGCCAAUGGCACAAAGUAUAGGAUAGUCAUUUAGGCUGUCAAAAAAUUUCUGAUCAUCCCAUGCUACUGGUUUGAUGAUCUUAUGUCUAAACUUUUGUUCCCUUUUCCAAGAAAAUAUAUCCUUGCUCCCCUGUCAAUUUAUUUUGCCCUUCCAGCAAUGGGUAGUUAUAGAUUGGAAGUUGCCCUCUCGUUGUACUUUUAUUUGAACCUAAUGAUUUAGCAAAUGUGUUUUAUCUA